This is a messenger RNA of Laetiporus sulphureus 93-53, 330 nucleotides long. RefSeq lists its product as uncharacterized. NCBI's taxonomy places the organism in Eukaryota, Fungi, Basidiomycota, Agaricomycetes, Polyporales, Laetiporaceae. The record is from RefSeq and is a predicted model, not a curated record. The annotation marks the transcript as partial. The transcript has a single exon.
CCAUUCAUCGACAUCUUCUUUCUCGAGAUGCUCACCAUCCUUUCUGCAAUCCAUCAUAUUGCCUUCUUGCAUCAUCCACCACAUUACGUGCUUAUCUGGACUGACAGCCUUAAUUCAGUCGAUGCCCUCAACUCCCUUAGUGUUCAACAGAGCCUCCAUAAUGCCCCAUUGAAAGCCAUCGCCGGCAUUGUCAUGGAGUCCGGCAUCGACAUUCGUGUCCACCACAUUCCCGGCAAGCAGAAUAUCUGUGCUGACCUGCUCUCUCAUCUGCUGCUAGAUGACUACGCAGCUCAGUUUCCCGCUGACCAUGUUCACCUGUUCUCACCUCCA